Molecule: messenger RNA, 688 nt
Organism: Scylla paramamosain (green mud crab)
Lineage: Eukaryota; Metazoa; Arthropoda; Malacostraca; Decapoda; Portunidae
Product: protein O-linked-mannose beta-1,2-N-acetylglucosaminyltransferase 1-like
Exons: 4
Coding region: 116-406 (96 amino acids)
Biological process (GO): protein O-linked glycosylation via N-acetylgalactosamine
Cellular component (GO): Golgi membrane
Molecular function (GO): beta-1,3-galactosyl-O-glycosyl-glycoprotein beta-1,3-N-acetylglucosaminyltransferase activity
Source: RefSeq, a predicted model, not a curated record
CCGCCCUCCUCCUAUGACCUCUUGACGCAGCCACGACAGGGUAGAAACAGUCGCUGUCACCCAGGUUUUCUUAGCCAAGCGUGGAGUGAGAUGUCCUUGGCACAGGCGUCCUGAGAUGCGGGCCCAACGGGAAUUCUGUGACACUUAUGAGGGUUUCUCUGAGCUAUGCCGCUGCAGGGACCCCUUGACGCCCGCCCUGGCUCGUGCUGCUGCUCCCCUCGUGCCGCUGCAGGAGAGCAUCCCUGUGGUGGUGGCGACCUCCAGGCACCCCUAUCAUCUGUACCGGACUCUCCUCCAGCUGCUGCAGAUGCCCGGCGGUGGACAGACGCCCUUCCUGGUGGCGCUGGAGGGGGAAAGUGCUGCCAUCAGGGACCUUGCAGAACUCUUCGGCAUUCCCUGCAGGUAGAAUAGACAGACACAGAAGCACACACACAGAGAUGAAAGAGAAGAGUGAAAAGAAAGAACAGAGACAGAGAUAGACAGACACAGAAGCACACACAGAGAUGAAAGAGAAGAGUGAGAAGAAAGAACAGAGAGAGAGAUAGAAAGACACAGAAACAUACACAGAAAGAAAAGAGAAAGGGACAGUGAAAAGAAAGAACAGAGAGACAGAGGUAGAAACAGCACAGAAGCACACACACAGAAAGAGAACAGAAGGAGGGUAAGAAGAAAAGAUAGACAGAGGUGC